GUGCUUUGUCUCUCUCAGCUUAUCACCAACUCACUCUGACCUCACCGAGUAUAUCAGUCAUAUAAUCAAGCAUAUACGCAUCGAUAUCAUCGCCUUUGCUAUUGGAGAGUAAUCCCUACGACAGUGCCAUCAGUGAUCUGCUCGACUUUGAAACCCACUACAACGGGGUUGGAUCAACGCAGUCCUGUGCCUUUCGUUGUAGUUGCCCCCCGUCUUGGCCCCCUUUUUUCACCGCAUUCCUUGCGCCAUCCUGCUUUCGACCACUAGCUACACUCCCAACGUCAUUCGAAACAUUGUCAAUAACGACUGCUCCAUCAUACUUCAUACCGCGACAUUGGCCUGAACGUCCAGAUCAACAAAACAGUCCCCCGCCGCCCCAAACCUAGCCUGAGCUUACUGUCACUUCCAGCACGAUGGAUCGACUACGCUCACUACGGGCCAAGAUGCCUUCAUCGCCGUCCAUGGCGACAUUACCGGGUGGCAAGCUGACCAAGGCGUUCAAAUUCAAUAAAGAAGCCAAGGUGUUACCGAAUAGUCAAUCGAGAUGGGGGGCGAACCCUUUCAACGAAGGGCCAAAUCUAGAAGAGCCUUCACUGCCUCGAUUCCACCUCGUCUUACAUUGCGCAGCGAUAUUCUUCACCUUUCUCGCCAUCUGUAUGACUGGGGCAGUGGCAAAUUUCCAAGCGACGUGGUUCGCCGUGUCUGGAGGCACAGCUUUCACCUUGUUUCUCCUUCUAGUCGCCAUUCUACUCAGUGUUGCCCUGUUCAUCGUCCCUACAGUAUAUGAUCGAUGGGACAAGCUCAAAUCCGCCAACGGGUUCUUAUCGGCGCCCAGGACACGGCUCAUCAUACACGCUUUCGGAGCACUGUUGAUGCUCAUAGCUGCAUUCAUCGUCACCGUAUCCGCUUGGACAUCGAAAGGAUGCAAGAAUCCAGAGGAUGACCCUCAUCACGAUCUCGGUGAUGAGUACACCACCAAUCUUGGCCAAUGGUGUCAGACAAAGAAGGCGUCAGGGAUCUUUGAGUGGCUCUCGUUCAUCUCUUGGCUCGUUCUUCUCAUCCUGACCCUGGUUGAAUGGCGUCGCGAACGCCGAGACGAACCCAGGUUUGUCCCGCCUGAGUCCGGUAUCUCAAAUGUCAACGUUCAUGAGCGCCUCGCUCGACGCCGCGAUGACGAAGAAGCGACCAUUGUGGAGGAUCCAUACGCUGAGAAAGAGGUCGAUGAUCCCAAGACAGCCCUGAGAUCAGGAUACGAAUCCUACGGAUACUCCCGGACGGCACCUGAGGAUGAUCUUGAGUCGGAAGCUUUUGGCCGUCCGUCCAUGGAUACGCAUGUUGGCAACUCGACCUUGAACGGGACUACGUUGGGCGGCGGCGGGAGCAUGUCCAGAAUUGGGGAGUCUGGCGAGGCGUCAAGGACGAUGCAGAUAGCAUACCAUGAUCCAUGUGAGUGCAGCAUCGCUGACCUCAAAAGUCAAGCUCAUGCUGCCGGCGUAGACGCACACAUUCGUCAGAGUCUCCUUGGAGGUUCUUCGAACCCUUAUGCUCCAGUGGACGCUCAGCAAACGCCAGUCCAAGCACACACGUAUCAGACGGUGCCCGUUCAGCAGGUUCAGCAGGUCCCACAGAUUCAACAGGUUCAACCUGUGCAGGCUGUCCAACAAGUUCAUCAGACGUACCCUGCGCAACUCUUGUCACCGACACAAUAUGGCCGAGGUGUCUUACCUCAACCUCCGACCUAUCAGACGGGAUACGGAGGUUACCAAUAGACUUGUAGACCUGAGUGCCAUUUAAUAAUGUGUAUCUUGUGUAUUCAGGACAUUGCGAGAGAGAGAGAGACAGAGACCAUGUAUGGACAAUCGCGUCGAGA
Messenger RNA from Kockovaella imperatae, 1870 nucleotides. RefSeq lists its product as hypothetical. NCBI's taxonomy places the organism in Eukaryota, Fungi, Basidiomycota, Tremellomycetes, Tremellales, Cuniculitremaceae. Gene Ontology annotation, cellular component: membrane. Bases 414 to 1769 code for a protein of 451 amino acids. The transcript has 8 exons. The record is from RefSeq and is a predicted model, not a curated record.